AUGCUUGCCACCAUCCGCCCAGCAAUCUGUAGGGCCUGCCGAAGGGCCCAAAUUCGCCCUGCGAGGGGUUUCGCGACCGCCAGCGGCCCAAUCCAGCAACCGCCCCGCGACAACUACGUCAAGCUCGUCGAGGUCGGCCCCCGCGAUGGACUGCAAAACGAGAAGAAGACGAUACCCCUCGGCACAAAGAUCGAACUGAUUGAGAGGCUCGCCAAGACGGGCGUUUCCACGAUUGAGGGCGGCUCUUUCGUCUCGCCCAAAUGGGUUCCUCAGAUGGCCAAUUCGAGCGACAUUCUCGAGCAUAUCCUCACACGAAACAUCUCAUCCCCGUCGCAAACAUCGUACUCGUUCCUCGCCCCGAAUAUCAAAGGACUGCAGAACGCGCAGGCGCUGCUGGGCAAGUAUCCCGGCGCUUUCGCAUCGCAGCUCCAACCGUCGACGGACGAGUCGAAGCCCGCCAUCGAAGUCGCCGUAUUUGCGGCCGCGACCGAGUCUUUUUCCAAAAAGAACCUCAACUGCGACAUCGCGACAUCACUCGAACGUUUCCGUGACGUCAUCCGAGAUGCAAAGGGCGCCGGCCUUCGCGUCCGCGCGUAUGUCUCCGUCGUCCUCGGCUGUCCCUUUGAGGGCUACAACGUCGACCCGCACAAGGUAGCCGAGAUCUCGACGGAGCUGUUGGAGUCGGGCGCUGACGAGGUUUCCCUCGGCGACACUACGGGCAUGGGCACGGCGCCCCGGACGAAGGAGUUGCUGAACUGCAUGAGGGCUGCAGGCAUCAGGAACGAGGAUAUCGCCAUGCACUUCCACGACACGUACGGCCAGGCGCUGGUGAACACGGCUGUCUCCUUGGAGCACGGCAUCCGCACGUUUGACAGCAGUGUUGGCGGGCUCGGGGGAUGCCCGUACAGCCCCGGCGCUACCGGGAACGUGUCCACGGAGAAUAUGAUCUACUUUAUCGAGAGCCUGGGCAUGGAUACCGGCAUCGAUCUGGAUGCCAUGUCGGACAUUGGUGCGUGGAUCACGGGCGAGCUGGGUAAGGCCAACGACAGCACUGUCGGCCAGCGCCCCCCCAAAAGUGAACGAGCGAACUGUGAGGUGACCACUGAUCUUAUCGGCGCCACCUGUGACCCAGCUUACCGAGUGAGUGGGCUCCACCAAAGACGAAGCAAGCUCCAGUGCUGUGCAUUCGACGACACUGACUGCACCGACCUGCCAACCUCCUCCAGCUACGUCCGUCGCCUCGCAACGUCUCCAUUCAUCCGCCCGCCCACACCCUUCCUAAUCGACGCCCUCGACCCAAAACGCAUUGUCUUCUACUCGGGCGCUGUCUCAUUGAAGUCAGAAGCAAUGAGUGACCCCCGAGAGCCCUCCUACUCGAUCGUGCCGAGAAUUCGGUACAACACCGUCGGCGGUGUCAACGGACCCCUCGUCAUCCUCGAGAAUGUCAAAUUCCCCAGAUACAACGAGAUCGUCUCUUUGACCCUGCCCGAUGGAACCAACAGACAGGGUCAGGUCCUUGAGGCCCGAGGUGACCGAGCCGUCGUCCAGGUCUUCGAGGGCACAUCAGGCAUCGAUGUCCAGAAGACGAAAGUCGAGUUUACCGGCCAGAGCUUGAAGCUCGGCGUGUCGGAGGACAUGCUUGGUCGUAUCUUUGAUGGUUCUGGACGAGCUAUUGACAAGGGCCCCAAGGUCCUGGCCGAGGACUACCUCGACAUCAACGGCAGUCCCAUCAACCCCUUCUCCCGUGAAUACCCCGAGGAGAUGAUCUCGACCGGUAUCUCCGCCAUCGACACCAUGAACUCCAUCGCCCGUGGCCAAAAGAUCCCCAUUUUCUCCUCGUCCGGUCUGCCGCACAACGAAAUCGCCGCCCAGAUCUGCAGACAGGCCAGCUUGGUCCAGAAGCAGGGAAUCACCAACAAGGGUGUCCACGACGGUCACGAGGAGAACUUCUCCAUCGUUUUCGGUGCCAUGGGUGUCAACUUGGAGACGGCCAGAUUCUUCACGCGCGACUUCGAGGAGAACGGCAGUCUGGAGCGUGUCACCCUCUUCCUUAACCUUGCCAACGACCCUACUAUCGAGCGUAUCAUCACUCCUCGUCUCGCUCUCACGACCGCCGAAUACUACGCUUACCAGCUCGAGAAGCACGUCCUUGUCAUCCUGACGGAUCUGUCCGCCUACUGCGAUGCCCUCCGUGAGGUUUCGGCCGCCCGUGAGGAAGUCCCCGGUCGUCGCGGUUACCCCGGUUACAUGUACACUGAUUUGUCCACCAUUUACGAGCGUGCCGGCCGUGUGUCUGGACGUAACGGUUCCAUCACGCAGGUGCCCAUUUUGACCAUGCCCAACGAGGAUAUCACUCACCCCAUUCCCGACUUGACGGGUUACAUUACGGAGGGACAGAUCUUCGUCGACAGAGGCCUGUACAACCGUGGUAUCUACCCGCCCAUCAACGUUCUGCCGUCCCUGUCUCGUCUCAUGAAGUCUGCCAUUGGUGAGGGUAUGACUCGCAAGGACCACGGCGAUGUUUCCAACCAGCUUUACGCCAAGUACGCCAUCGGUCGCGACGCUGCUGCCAUGAAGGCCGUCGUCGGUGAGGAGGCUCUGUCUGCCGAAGACAAGCUGUCACUGGAGUUCCUCGAGAAGUUCGAGCGCCAGUUCAUCAACCAGGGCCAGUACGAGGCUCGCACCAUUUACGAGUCUCUGGACCUCGCGUGGAGCUUGCUCCGCUUGUACCCCAAGGAGCUCCUCAACCGUAUCCCCGGUAAGAUUCUCAACGAGUUCUACCAGCGCGCGGCAAAGGAGGCCAAGGACAAGGGCAAGCAGAGGGCACAGGUGCAGCAAAACGAGGAGAACCUGAUUGACGCAUGA
Molecule: messenger RNA, 2865 nt
Organism: Colletotrichum higginsianum IMI 349063
Lineage: Eukaryota; Fungi; Ascomycota; Sordariomycetes; Glomerellales; Glomerellaceae
Product: V-type proton ATPase subunit B
Exons: 9
Coding region: 1-2865 (954 amino acids)
Biological process (GO): proton transmembrane transport; ATP metabolic process
Cellular component (GO): proton-transporting V-type ATPase, V1 domain
Molecular function (GO): catalytic activity; proton-transporting ATPase activity, rotational mechanism; ATP binding
Source: RefSeq, a predicted model, not a curated record